GACUCUGCGUGGCGGAUAUCGACGUGUUCGAAAUCAACGAGGCCUUUGCCAGUCAGGCGGUGUACUGCGUGGAGAAGCUGGGGAUCCCGCUGGAGAAGGUGAAUCCUAACGGAGGCGCCAUCGCUCUGGGUCACCCUCUGGGCUGCACCGGUGCUCGACAGGUGGUGACGCUGCUCAACGAGCUCCGCCGCAGAGGCCGCAGGGCGUACGGCGUCGUGUCCAUGUGCAUCGGGACGGGGAUGGGAGCGGCUGCCGUGUUCGAAUACCCCGGACCGUAGGCGACAAAUCAAGACUCUCUUUCAGAAAUGGCGAUUGAUCGGCCUUCUUCAGACCGUCGCCGCAGCUCAGCCGUGAUUGGUCACUUCAGUGAUCUUUAGCUUUUGGAAAAAAAUUGCCUUCAAGUAUUUCUGCCAGAAAGCCUUUUUUUGUUUCUUUUGUUGUUGUGGGUUAAAAUUAAUAAAUUUCUGCGAUUAAGUCAUGAAGACAAAUGUUUAACCCUUUGAAAUCUGAGCAAACUGGAUUAUUAAAAAAAAAGAAAAAGUGGUCAAAGUCAAUGAAAAAUGACAAAAAUUAGCAAAAAAACAAAAAAAAAAAACUUUGCCCGUCUUUCCAUCGGGAUGAGGGCGAGAAAAUCAGACUGAAUUUUCAUUUUGGGGUGAACUGUCCCUUUAACAGAUAAAUAAUCCCCGCCGUGUGAAAAAGGGCGGCAGAGAAAUUCAGUUUUGAAAUUAAUCUCACACUGAACUGAUGCUGAACUUUAGACCAACACAGCUGAUAAAGUGCCUGAUUUGAUCUUGCUGAAUAAACAAUCGAUCAUCUAUCACCGAUCAUUGAUCACUGAUCAUUGAUCCCGAUCAACUGAAAACAGAUGAGAGCUGGAGACAAGUUAUUUUUGUUUCUGCUGUACUCCGUGUUGUCAUGAGGAAAAUUAUUUUUUUAAUCCGCAUUAAUCCCAAAUAGCGAGUUUGAUUUUUCGGUGUUUGAGGACGUUUUAACCACAGUACGUUCUGUCAAAUGAAAGGGCCGAUAAAUUACAGUCACCUGGUUCAUAAAUGCUUUUAAUCUGAUAAAUUUUAAUAUCAAUAUUAACAGCAAAGUGCGUUUGUGUCUCGGGAGAGAUUAUCAGCAUCGUUACUGCAAAACCGUCACGUUUUAUUCGCUGAAUGUUUUAGAGCAAAAAUUAAGUUUCUCUCAGCACGCUGUCCGUCAGAAACAAGCAGACGGGAACGUAACAAAUUUCGGUUAAAUCUAAAUAUUGAAUGAGUCGUUUUAAAUGAUUUACGGAUUUACAGACGUUUCUUUCUCGAUGUCGGCGGGCUCGAUUAAAGGACUGACUUCAUAUUUCUAAGUUUUUUGGAAGAGCACGAUUUCUGAAAUUGACAUGACGUCUCGCUCUGUUGAAUCAGAGGACGAUGCUGAGCAUGCAUUAACCCUUUAAAACCCGAACAAACCAGCUCCGUUUCUUUCAAAAGCACGAGAAGGCAAUGAGCAACGAAAG
This is a messenger RNA of Plectropomus leopardus (leopard coralgrouper), 1498 nucleotides long. The record is from RefSeq and is a predicted model, not a curated record. Lineage: Eukaryota; Metazoa; Chordata; Actinopteri; Perciformes; Serranidae.